Periconia digitata is the source of this 1867-nucleotide messenger RNA. Lineage: Eukaryota; Fungi; Ascomycota; Dothideomycetes; Pleosporales; Periconiaceae. The record is from the annotation of a GenBank genome assembly.
AUGUCUUCGAGAAAACUCCGUCAAGCUCUCCAGCCAAUACGUCCCAAACGACCUGCAGAGGACCUCAUACUAGAUGAGCAACCAUUACACCUCUUGACUGCCGAUAGUUUGAAUAAUACACCCCCUGAUGAUGGGCAACAACAGGAGCCUAGCAAGCAAGCCCAUGCCAUGGAGUCUUCUUAUGAUGUAGAACCAGCCGAUCCUGACGAACCGCCGUCGAAUCAGGCUUCUUUACCGCCUGCAUCAAAUGUUUUCACGCCUACGGUAGCUGAGUCAAAUCACACAGAGCCAGCUGAAACAAUGCAGUUUAACUCGAUUCCACAUCAAUGGCCCUCACAGCUAGCCAGCAGCAACAGUACCAUGUGGCUCCUGCCACCCUACACCGAUCAGUCUACUGCCAUUGCUUGUCUAUUGAAGACAGAGAUACAAUCCCAUAAUAUAACAAAAGAGAUGCUCCAUAAUACGGAGCAGCGACGACUUGAUGCGGCGAGACAAUGCGAAAGACUGCAAACUGAUGUUAAUGCUUUCAGCAUGGCUUAUAACAAUGCAUCCGCGUCUCUUCAAAAGUGUGCGGAAGAAUUUGCUCGAUUGUGCGAAGAUUACGCACGAGUGUCAUCGGAGAAUCUGAAACUGAGGGACAGCAACUUGUACCAGCAGCAGACUCAUCACCACGCGCAGAGUCCAAGCAGCAGUAUUACACUGAGAGAGGGUGAAAGUGAAAUGAGGUCGAAGCCGAGUAGCCCAUGGCUACGUGGAUCAGAGUCUAGUUACUCUCCCGAGUUAUGAAUGAUUAUUUUCACUCGAUGUAUGUGUCUUAAUUAGGAACAGGCGAUAGAGCCUCGUCUAUUCACUCUUGGAUAUGUCAAGGAACAUUUCGUGGCUUUGAACGGGGGCUUGAGUGAAUUGUGAAAAUCAUUUCAGGAAAUCAUUUUUUACUUGAGAUGUGUCUCCUGUUGUACAAGGUUUACAUUCGUAGUAAUUACAGCCUCUCUGCAAGGAUACCAUGAUCUUUGAAUAAAUUUACUUCGCAUAUGCCGUGUAUGUCUAAGAAUUGAAGUCGAAACUCAACCUUUGAGUGGGCGAUGGCCCUUAUAUAUGGUUAGGGUGAAGAGUUGGGUCACGUGACCCCUGGAAUCGCCCUUCAAACAGUAAACACCCAACCACACUCUAUACACGUCAAAAAAGAGUGUCUGGCAUAAGCUUCAGACGGUUGAACUCCAUGUGUCUUUUGAAAAAGUGAUCCUCGUUCCAGGGCUUGCUAUCACAACAUAGGAGGCAGCUGCCAGAAUAGAUAACCAGCGUCUGCCAGUGGCGUCGUCUAAUAUCUUACGUCCACUCAUAACUAGACACGUAUGCCUUGCCACUGGAUACAAUGAAUGUAUGCCUUGCGCACUGUCCGCCCUGAUAGAUCGCAAGGUGGUGUAGGGAGGAGGACGAUGAUUCGAUUGAUGAAUGCGAGGAUGCAGCGACGGCGGGGAGAUGAAACACUACGGCGACAAGUAGAUUCCGAUUAGUCGAACUAAUGUGCGUCUGAGAAUCGAGAUAUUAACCCAAAAAUGGAGUUGAGGAAACGAGUUACCGAUGAGAGGUUUUCAUCUGACUCAGCACGUAAAAAUCAGUAGAGGAUUUUCGUCUUCACUUUUCUCAAAACAUUUUUUUCGUUCCUUCUCCCAUGUGCCUUUCUAAUACGUUGAUUUGAAUCCAAUUCAUCCUUUUUCAUUGCUCUCUUUGGUCUGUAAAUAGGUGCCGUUCCGGCUGGUGGUUUACAAAAGCUGAUUGCGACAAGCGAAAACAGGCACCCAUUGGCACUUGUUCAAACCAACUCCACGACCAUCUUCUCAAGGCUAUCAAACUACGAUUUGAGCUU